Molecule: messenger RNA, 1554 nt
Organism: Aspergillus calidoustus
Lineage: Eukaryota; Fungi; Ascomycota; Eurotiomycetes; Eurotiales; Aspergillaceae
Source: the annotation of a GenBank genome assembly
AUGAAAGUGGCCAAAUCAUGCAGUCAAUGCCGGGCAGCGAAGAGAAAAUGCCGGACAGGACCUACGCCGAACUCCGCCUGUGUAAUGUGCGCUCACAAAGGCCAGAAUUGCUCCCUUUUCACCAGUUCGAGUCUGAAUCGCCAAAAGUUCCUCGCUCCAGCUGUUACUGGAAUGAACACAUCGAAGGAGGUAAAUGAUGAACUCCGGGAUGAACUUGUUGACAUCUACCUGCGACUCAUCCACGACAAGCCCCACACCCUUUUCCACCCUGCAACCUUGAGGACGCGAGUACAAGCCAGCCUAUUGCCCGAGGCAGUACUCUGCAGUAUCCUUGCCUUUGCUGCACGACUUAGCAGCGAUCAUACCAUCCAAGAACGAGCAAAGGACUUCUUCCAAACUGCCAAAGAGGCUUUGAAGAGAACAAUUGACAAAGUGACACUGGAUAAUGUCCAUGCUAGUGCACUUGUAGGUAAUCUUUGUGGUAUAGAAGGGGACUCGAGCGGGGAGUCGCUGUUUUUCGGGAUCUCCUUUCGCAUGGCUCAGAUUCUCCGUCUUCCAGAAGCAGAUCCAGAAGAUGACAGCAUCAUGCGAGAACUAAAGCUUCGAACCUACUGGUCUUUGUAUAUGAUCGACCAGUGGUCUUCAGCUGGUCUAGACAUGCCGCGCCAGAUUCCAGACACGAACCGACAUUCACUACCCAUGUCAGAAAUGGAGUUUUGGAAGAUGAAAUCAGGAACCAGGACGUCUGGGAUCUUGACCCCUAACCGGCAGCCGGGGCUUUGGGGUUAUAUGGUGAUUCUGGCUCGAAUUUUUGGCAAGAUACAGGAGCUACAUCGCCAGCUAGCCAACAAUCACUUGUCUGACGCGGAAGCGGAGGAAUACACCCGUCAAGUGGCCCUCCAAUUUCAAGAGUUCUCCCAAAGCCUCCCUCCGAACAUGGAACUCACGAGAGACAACCUCGACAGCCAUGCCAAGACCGGAUUAGGAUCGACCUUUGUUGCUCUUCAUCUGGGCUAUCAUCAUUAUUCUACCCUCUUAUAUUUCCAUUAUUUGGAUUCUACUCACAAUGAGGUCUCAAAUCAAGCCCUCUUCGCGGCUCGCUGCAAGUUUCAUGCAACCGCUUUUAGCGAACUAUUGAGCCUCUCCAACGAGGUUCCAGGUUCCGAAGCUGUAUACUUUAUUGUUGCUCAUAUGACGGUCAUAUCGUCGUCGGCGCUGCUUCACACCCUGUUGUUCGGAGAACCAGACGAGAUGCCAGGCACUCGAGAGCGGCUUUCGUCUAAUUUUCAAGUGCUUCUGAAGCUGAAACAGUAUUGGCCCUAUGUGAACAGCAUGAUUACAAGGCUCUUCACCUUUCAAGAAGCCUGUAUGCUAUCUACAGACCGAGUCUACGUCGUUGACAAGUGGAUAGUCAAGUUUCUGCUUCAACAUGCUCUGCCAAUUGAGAAAAAUCUUCGCCCUCCUGCCACCCAUUCCCUCGCAGAACGAGACAAAUUCGCCGAAGAUGCCUUAUCUAUCCUUCGUCCACCACAGCCCGAACAACAACACUCUUGA